Molecule: messenger RNA, 951 nt
Organism: Cydia strobilella
Lineage: Eukaryota; Metazoa; Arthropoda; Insecta; Lepidoptera; Tortricidae
Exons: 4
Coding region: 1-951 (316 amino acids)
Source: RefSeq, a predicted model, not a curated record
AUGCCUCGGAUAAUGUAUAUUUUAAGAACAUCUCCCACCUGGAUGUUUCAUGACGAUGUAGCGAAAUUAGAUGACACACUCAAGUUAGCGCUGGAGUCAAUAUUAAAUGUACAUCUGAAUGAGGCGCAGUGGACCCAGGCUGCUCUUCCGAUACCUUUUGCUGCGGAGGCAUUUGUCAAGUGGUCAUCGUUUUGUCAGGGUACGGAACCGCCAAGCAAUCCUGCGACCCAAAGAGGUUGGGACGACAUCCUAUGUAAGAAGGUGGUUGCAGAUUUGCUGAGCGAGGCUAUUGGCUCAGAUUUAGCGCGCCUCAAGGCCGCAUCUAGAGCAUUCCACCGCGAACACCGCCUGCGGUCGACAGCCGAGGCUGUCCCCUCCUUGGACCUGAAGGCCCAGGAGCCGAAGCUUCCCCUCUCGAAGCUUAGGUUAGAGCUCAGCGACCGCGACCAGGAGUUGUUAUUAAAUGACAUCGAAAUAUCAAGUGUGCCGGAGAGUCAUGGCGAAAAUGUGAUGCAUUUAGUGACAACGCUUGGCCAAAAGUUGGGGGUUGAACUCACCGAACACGACAUCGUCGACGCUAUGCGUGUGGGGCGCGCGCCCCAGCUUGAGGAAGGUGUUCACGGGCCGGCAGCGCGGCCGCGGCCGCUCGUCGAGCGCCUGGCGCGCCGCGCCGUCAGGGACCGCCUGCUCCAGGCUGCGCGCGUGCGCCGCGGCAUCACCACGGAAGGCGCCGGCAUCCCUGGGCGUACGUGCAGAUUAUAUGUCAACGAGCGGUUGACGCCCCAAAACCGACGACUCCUUUACAAGGCGCGGGAGCUGAAACAGCAGUACUCCUGGCGGUAUGUCUGGACCCGCGACGGUAAAAUCUUCGCACGACAGCAGGCUGGGACGAGUUCGCCCCGAUACCGCAUACGCACUGAAGUAGACCUGGAGCGUGUUUUUGGUCGAUGA